AUGAAUUUUGACCAGAAGGCUGUGAAAUUCCUGGCAAAUUUUUACAUCAAUGGAGGCAAACACUGGACCCAUGGGCCCCUGAGGCUGAAGUCCUUUGUGACUACACCACAGCCCAUGGCUGCUGUGCUGUUGUCAGGCCCAGGGCCAGAGGCCACCUGGGACAAAAUGUGGCCCCCAGCAGUGCAGGAGUCCCCGGCAGGCCUUAGGAUGCACGUGGGCCUCCUCCAGGAGCCUCCGCCCAUCUGCGUCCGGAACCCAAAGGAGCUGUGGCUAGAGCGACGCCCCCCCAUCGUGACCGACCUGGACAUACCCGGUCCCACCAAGUACCCGGUGCCCGAUGCUUCCGUGAGAGAAUCCUCCGCGCACCCCCACUUCAGCAUCGGCCGCAAGCACCCCGCCCGCGAGAGCAGUGGCCGCAGGGCGUGGCAAACCAUGUGGCUCCAGAGUGAAACUCCCUUCACACAGAAAGCCGACUUUAACCGGGAGCGAAAGGCCCCUCCGCAGGUCCCGGGUAGCGAGAAGCGCUCCAGCCCCAACACCUACGACAUCCUUCCCGGGUGCUGUCUGCAGACCCCGCGCCCGCCCGCCUUCUCCAUGAGCCGCUCGCCCGCGUUCGCGUCUCGGGUCAGCUCCUCCCGUAACCCCGGCCCAGCUACCUACUACGACGUGGAGGAUUGCUGUAACUCGCGUUUCCCCUCAGCACCCGGAGUGGUCAUCCAGGGCGUGCGGAGACCCAAGCGCCAUUGACACAGGCCCCUUCUGCACGCUUUAGAGCCCGCUGAACACACCCUGCCCCGCCGGUUAUCACAUGGCCCCUGCCCCCGGGAGCCUUCCCAGGCCUCCCUUUG
This is a messenger RNA of Hipposideros armiger (great roundleaf bat), 848 nucleotides long. It is a transcript of the gene STPG3, whose product is annotated as sperm-tail PG-rich repeat containing 3. The record is from RefSeq and is a predicted model, not a curated record. NCBI's taxonomy places the organism in Eukaryota, Metazoa, Chordata, Mammalia, Chiroptera, Hipposideridae. The coding region runs from base 1 to 747 and encodes 248 amino acids. The transcript has 6 exons.